UCUCAAAGCGCUGGCUGCUGGUAGAUGCGAUUGGAGAACGGAAAUGGGAUGCUAUGCGCGCGUGCAGCGAGCCCCCAUUCUCAAAUGAAAAUGCGCGCGGCCGUCUAGAGGAGGCGUGCGCGCGCUUGAGGGGCUGCGGUCCCAUUGACUUUUCCGUCUCCCUGACAGCGGCAGCAUCAGCAGCAGCAGCGAGCUCGGAAAACAGAGAGCCGCGCGGACUCCGCCUUUUCUCCCAUCAUCCCACCCGAGAGCCCGAGCUCCGAGGCGGCUUCUUCAACAAGCGCAAGACCCCCCUUUUCGACUCGCACAUAUCCUCCGGAUCAGAUAUGGACUACCCUUAAUUGGACCUGGAGGGGAGAGGCAGGCGGGCGGGCGGGGGGUGGGGGGGAGAGAGACAGGAGAAAGAGCCGUAUAGGAAGAGAAGCACAACCGUGGGUGCCCGCCGCAACGAUGAACGGUUCGCCACGCUCGCGACAACCGCAGAUAAGCCAUCGGACUAUGUCCUGAAUAGCGGUUUACAUAGCUGGGAUUGUGCACCGAUCAUACAGGGCUAAAAUAUGUCCGCCUCGGUGGGGCCCCGUGGCGGCCCUCGCCCACCCACAGCGCAGAACUCCAUACCAGAGCUACCGGACCUCAGUCACCUCACCGAGGAGGAGAGGAAAAUUAUCAUGGCUGUGAUGAUUCGGCAGAGGGAGGAAGAGGCAAAGGAUGAGGCCAUGCUCAAAGAGGAGAAGCCCAUACAAGCAAAAACAGUGAACCUGGUCGGGAACAAGAAACCACCUCAGCAGAACGACAUCAGUUUGCACCAGCAGUUUGCCAACUGCAAGGAGCAGGUGAGGCGGAUUGGGCCGGAGCCCCCCCAACAGAGGCAGCAGGGCCAACACAAGGAUGAUGCCCCCACCUGUGGCAUCUGCCACAAGACCAAGUUUGCUGAUGGCUGCGGAAACCUGUGCUCCUACUGCCAGACUAAGUUCUGUGCCCGGUGUGGAGGAAGGGUCUCUCUGCAUUCCAAUAACGUAAUGUGGGUAUGUAACCAGUGCCGAAGGCAACAGGAUAUGCUCACUAAAUCAGGAGAGUGGUUUCCCAGCCAAGGGCCCAAGCCUGGAGAGCUGGGGUCAGCAGUGAGUGAACCGACCAUGUGUGGAGAUCCCACUGGGGAGAAGAAGCUGCGCUCUAGGUCUCAGAACCCUCUCAACUCCUCAGUUUCCACUGCCCAUGACUCCCAGUCACCUGCCCCAACCGACCCCAGAAAAGGCCCCUCCACAGGGCCAGCCGACACGCUAUCAUCACGCUCACGCAGUGAGCCUCCACAAGGAAGAAAAAACCCACCAGCAGCCUCUGAUCAGAAUGGCAAACUAGGGCCAAGAGGUGAGAGGCGGCGAGGCCUAUCCAAAAUCCACUCCGAAGAGCGAGAUACCGGAGAAAAUCGUAGAGAAAGCCGAAGACUGAUGAAGACUCGCUCUCAGGAGCAUGACAGUCCUGAGACCAGGAGGACUGAGGGGGAGCAGAAACCACCCAGGGAACAGUGCAGGACUGACCCAAAUACUCUACAUCAUCUGGCCAAACUCCAGCCGGCGGAGCCUGAUGGACGUAUGCACCCUAAGGCGAGGGAAGCGGGUGGGAUAGUGCAGGACAACAGAGGUGCACGGAGAUGGGCAGAUGGGCGGCAGGCCUCGCUGGAGGGCCAGCAGCAGGCCUACGCCCCAGAAAGGACCGCGGGGGGUACAGGUAUGCAGGGUGCGCCUAUUGUGCAGGGUCCUCCUCCAAAAACAAACUACACCCCACAGCCACCCGCUCCGGGGUUCAGGGUGGGCCCUGCCAUGCCCGCAGGCCCACCUGAGCUCAGGGAGCCUCAGGAAUGGGACAGGAAGUUGCAGCCGAGCCAUCUGGACCCCAGCUCGGCUGCGCUGCUGCGCAAAUCGAAACGACAAAAAGCUGAGAGCAUGCUGCGCAAUGAUUCGCUCAGCUCUGACCAAUCGGAGUCUCUACGACCGCCCCCGCCCCGCCCCUACAAGAGCAAACGGGGCGGAAACAAGAGGCAGAUGUCUGUCAGCAGCUCGGAGGAAGAGGCCGGUUCGACACCAGAAUACACCAGUUGUGAAGAUGUGGAGAUUGAGAGCGUCAGUGAGAGAGGGGACUGGGAGUGCUGUCCACUGGACCCCACUGCGUGGCAUCAUCCGGUUACAUGGCAGCCCUCCAAGGAAGGUGAUCAUUUAAUUGGCCGAAUCACUUUGAGCAAGCGAACAGCCAUGCCAAAAGAGGCUGGGGCUCUGAUAGGGCUAAAGGUGGUCGGGGGGAAGAUUACAGAAACUGGGAGACUCGGGGCCUUCAUCACCAAAGUCAAGAAAGGAAGUAUAGCUGAUGUGGUGGGUCAUCUACGGGCCGGUGAUGAAGUGCUUCAGUGGAAUGGUAAAUCAUUACCAGGAUUAACCAAGAAAGAAGUUUACAAUAUCAUCUUGAAUUCCCAAACAGAACCACAAGUUGAAUUAGUAGUAUCAAGGCCAAUAGGUGAUACACCACGAAUACCAGAAACAUCACACCCUCCGUUAGAAUCUACAGGUUCAAGUUCCUUCGAAUCACAGAAGAUGGAAAGACCCUCUAUAUCUGUCUUGUCCCCUUCCAGCCCAAGUGGUCUUAGAGAUGCCCCUCAGCUACUGCCUGGACAGCUGUCGGUGAAAAUGUGGUACGAUAAGGUCGGCCAUCAGCUGAUAGUGAACGUAUUGCAGGCUUCAGACCUGCCGCUCAGAUCGGAUGGACGACCCAGAAACCCCUAUGUCAAAAUGUACUUCCUGCCUGAUAGAAGUGAUAAGAGCAAGAGAAGGACGAAGACAGUGAAGAAAAGUCUGGAGCCCAAGUGGAACCAGACAUUUGUGUACUCUCAUGUCCAUCGCCGGGAUUUCAGAGAACACAUGCUGGAGAUUACUGUGUGGGACCAACCCAGAAUACAAGAUGAGGAGAGUGACUUUCUGGGAGAAAUCCUAAUAGAGCUGGAGACUGCCCUGUUGGAUGAUAAGCCUCACUGGUACAGGCUGCAGGCACAUGACGUCUCUUCCAUCCCACUGCCGCACCCGUCGCCAUACCUGCCCCGCAGACACGGACACACUGAAACACCCACCAAAAAGCUGCAGCCUACAGAAAACCGAUCAAGAGAAAGAGAACGGGACAGGGACAGGGACAGAGACAGAGACAGAAGCCGAGGCCGAGACUGGGGGACAACAUUAGAGGUUCCAGAUCAGCAGAGGCCAACUCAGUAUCGCUCACGGUCCGUGUCCCCACACAGAGAUGAAGAGAGCAGGGGGCGGUCCCGCCCAGCCAACGUCCCUGCACAGAGGAGUCUGGAUGAGGUCCAGCACAGCCGGCGAUCCCGUUCCCCAACGCGCUACCAUGACCGUGCCCGUGUGCAAGAGAGAGAAUACGUAGAUGAAAGUGAGGUCAUCUUGAUACACAGAUCAAUGCGGGGUAGAAGCGCAGAGUGUCUGCACACCCAAAGCUCAACACUUCCUGCAUGCCUUAAAUCAAAGUCACGGCUGUCUGUAGUCACUGGCACUCAACGUACAGUCACAUGCCGAGUCCGUGGGUUCACAGACAAGAUCACCAUUAGUGAUCUACAGCCCUGUCUUGACAGGGUUAGAAGUGCUAGUACCAACUGUCUGAGACCAGGUUCUAAUUCCAAUUCACCUGAACGAGACAGGAGCACCCAGUCUCUGGCCCGUACCAGACCCACGAGCCCCAGGAUCCUAAUUCAGCAUGCCUCCCCAGAAGAUGACAGCUGGGUUUUGGAGGCUAUGUUCCCCGCUCAGGAGACAGUACACCACCUCAGUGCAAAGCCAGAUGCACAGAGGCAGUUGAGAACUCUGGACAAGCCUAGCUGUCAGAAACUUGGCAGGAAAAUAUCUGACAGUGAGCGCUUUCAGCCAACCUCCAUUCUAAAGGCCUCACGCAGGAAGAGGGUAUCGCUGCCUCCAUUGGGUAAGGUGACCCGUGAGGGAUCAACCCCAGGCUCACCCCAAAUGGAAAGGGUGCAGCCGCACACCAGCCCUGCAUUCUCCUCAUCAACAGCCACCCCUUCUUCGACACGCAAGGUCAGACAGCUUCCCCAAGUCCCCGCCAAAAGCAGCAGUGUAGAGCAAGCUCUUGCUUCAGAGGAGCAAACACGGCAAAUGAAAGUACGUACCUUCCGAACACCAGCUCCCUCUAGUACCAGCCAGAAUCUGGAGAAGACGCUCAAGAAUAAACGAGAGCUUUAUAAGGAGCAGCGAAGGAGCUGUGACAGUGUGUCCCAUAAGUCCUCAGACAGUGAUGUCAGUGACGUGUCAGCCAUCUCUCGCGCCAGCAGUGCCUCGCGGAUCAGUAGCACCAGCUACAUGUCCAUUCAAUCAGAACGACCCAGGAGUCACUUUAGCCGUCAUAUUCAUCCAUCCAGCCGCAGCAUGCUGAAGAGUACAAGUGUUAGUGGGGAAAUCUACACUCUGGAGCGUACGGACGGCAGCCAGUCAGACACCGCUCUGGGAACACUGGGAGCAGGAGGGAAAAAGCGCAGGUCCAGCCUUAGCGCACGUGUAGUCGCCAUCGUUGGCAUUCCCUCCCGCCGCAGCAGAAGCACCUCUCAGCUCAGUCAGACAGAAGCAGGCAACAAGAAAGCAAAGGGAUCCAGUAAGAUCCAGCGCAGUCAGGAGACGGGAAUGGCAGUAGAGUAUCCCCGCAACGUCAUGGCUCGCCAAGCCAGCCGAGAGUCCACUGACGGCAGCAUGAACAGUUAUAGCUCUGAGGGCAAUCUGAUCUUCUCAGGGAUGAGAUUAGGGGCCGACAGCCAGUUCAGUGACUUCGUAGAUGGUCUUGGCCCUGCUCAGUUGGUGGGCAGACAAACACUUGCUACUCCUGCUAUGGGAGAUGUUCAAAUUGGACUGAUGGACAAGAAAGGGCAACUAGAGGUGGAGGUUAUCAGGGCCCGUGGUCUUACGUCUAAACCAGGUUCCAAAUCGCUGCCAGCUCCCUAUGUCAAGGUCUAUUUGCUGGAAAACGGAGCGUGCAAAGCCAAAAAGAAAACCAAGAUUGCACGAAAAACGCUUGAUCCUUUGUAUCAGCAAUCACUGCUGUUUGAGGAAAGUCCCCAGGGUAAAGUUCUCCAGGUAAUAGUCUGGGGAGAUUACGGCCGCAUGGACCACAAAUGUUUCAUGGGAGUCGCCCAGAUUUUUUUAGAGGAGCUGGAUCUUUCUAGCACAGUGAUCGGUUGGUACAGACUGUUUCCCCCUUCAUCACUGGUCGACCCAACGUUAGCUCCUCUCACUCGUCGCGCUUCCCAGACCUCGCUGGAUUCUUCAGGGCCACCGGGCAUCAGGUCCUAGUGAACGGACAGGAGCUCGAGGUGAAUCAAAACACUAUCCAGUGGACCAAGGACCGGAGGCAACAAUCAGAACCAGAGCGGCAGAUAAAGAGACAGAUGGGCAGAAUCAUGAUCAAAGCUUUGCUGAAGCCUGACAAUCACUUCUCUCUUUUACUUUUGAUCUUUGGGUUGUAGAGAUUUCCUUUGAUCCACUCUGCUCCUUUACUGCAUGUUUUGUGGCUGAGAUGACGAUUCGACUCAAAUAAAAAGAGAAAGAAGGGAGAUCCUGCCUCAUCUGACAGGAAGUGGAGCCCACAGUGGUGCUGGUAGCUUAGACUGCUCUGGUCAGUCAGCGUAUUUAUUUUCUCACAUGUGUUUGAGAGUUAGGGAGAGUGAGAGGACAGCACUGCCCUUCCUCUAUAUUGCACUUACAGGAAGUCCCUCUGCUGAAAGACCAGAGGUUGAGGGUUAGAGGUCAAAAUUUAGUCUUCUCAGAGAGUUUCCUCUCUGCAUCAUGGAUGCUGCAUCCAAGGCCCCGCCGUGUGCCGGUCUGGCACAAACUCAGACUCAGAUUGUGUGACUGCAGUGUGUGUGUGUGUGUGAGAGAGAGAGAGAGAGAGAGAGUGUGCGUUUGCAUCUAAGAAGGCAGGGACGCCUGAGAACCUUUUAAGUCUGUUUACAGCAGUCACUACCAACUGCUUUGCCUUUUCAUGUUACUGUUGAUUUGUUAAAUAGGCACACUUUGUAGAAUGUGAAAACAUGCUUCAUGUUUUCUGACAUUUGUGUCAUACGAGCUUCGUGGAAGACACAAAACCACUCGUAUUUGAUUCACCGGGACUGUAAGAAGCUGCCAUUAUCAUUUAGGUUCCCUGACAGGUCACUAGAUGCAUUAGCUCACUAACACAUAUGAUUCCCGGAUUCCACGCGAUCACAAAUCUUAUCUUACAGGCCUUUCCAAGCAUUUUUAAUUCUGUUCUGUUUGGUAAAGGACCUGUACAUUCUGAUAUUAGAAUUUCUACCCGAGUAGAAUUUACAUUAUUUUAAUGCAAGCACAAAAAGAGAAAAAGUUCAAGCUUUUGGAGAUGAAUACUAAUACAAAAAAAGAGGCCAAAAUCGGAAGCUUCCUAUUUUUAGCUGUUUGUCAUCAGUUUUCAGUUUAGUUGAUUAUAAAAUCAAUCUCACAGAUCCCCCCUGAGCAUUUUGAAUGUGACAGUGAGACGUUCCAACAAGGGGAACAGAUGCCACCAACAAGGGGAACAGCAUGAAUCUGGAACUGUUCCAAGUUGCAUGCACAUUUUGUAAAACAAGACCGAUGAGAAAAAAAGAGACUACAAUAAGUGUGUGUUAGUUCCACAAACUGUAGGCCAGCUUGUAUGUUGCAUGUACUUGUACAGUUUGCUUGUACUUGAUAUAAAUAGAUUAUCAGAUAAAACGAAGCCAUUCAUUCCAUGUUUGGGCAUUUGGCCGGGUUCAGCCAUACACUCAGGCCUUAUUUUGAGGCUGAAUGUCUAUAAGAAUUUUUAAGUUGUUUGAUUUCCUUUUUUGUUUUUUUUAAACCCUGGAUGGAAAAUGAAGUGCUGUACUGUAGUACUGAGCAAACACAAGGCCCUAUUUUAUUAAAGAUGUUGGUGUUCACUGUAGUCUGUACUACUGUGGGGCUAAAACUAAGGUAGAUAAUCUGUAUAAAAACUAGAGCUAUCUGUAUAUGGAAUAUAAUUAUGAAAAUCACAAUGACUUAGAGAUAUAUCGAUAUUGAAACAGAGUGUAUCACGUAAACAUCACUUACGUACAUGCAUAUAUGUAAAUAUGAGUCUGCAAAGAAGUUUACUUAUAUUUACAAAGCAGCCCCAUUCAAGUUAAUGGAUCACUGCUCUGUCUCUUGGUUCUGCUGAGCGGAAGAAGGGAUGCCUCCAAAGUUUUAUUUUAGCGAUGCCCAAUCUGACGAGAGAAAUUUGGACCUCUGCCGACCUGUUGCAUUAUCAUAAAUGCUCAUGAAUCUUUGUUUCAAUGAGAAGUUUACUUUAUAUGCCUGGUUAGGGCAGACUUAUUUACUUUGUCAGUAUUAUUCAAGGAUACUGAUUGUUUACAGUUUGUGUGUUCCUCUGAAACAAAAUUGAAAGUAUUCACUGCAACAUUUCUUGUUUGUACAGCAGACGUGGCUCAAAUAAUGUGUAUGUUUUAUAUUCAAGAGUUCAUUUUUAUUAUUUACAAAUAAAAGACUGUGUGGAAGAAAA
Messenger RNA from Cyprinus carpio (common carp), 7557 nucleotides. Its product is annotated as regulating synaptic membrane exocytosis protein 1-like. Lineage: Eukaryota; Metazoa; Chordata; Actinopteri; Cypriniformes; Cyprinidae. Gene Ontology annotation, biological process: regulation of synaptic plasticity; regulation of membrane potential; intracellular protein transport. The record is from RefSeq and is a predicted model, not a curated record. Gene Ontology annotation, cellular component: presynaptic membrane; cytoskeleton of presynaptic active zone. Gene Ontology annotation, molecular function: small GTPase binding; transmembrane transporter binding.